UAAAAGCAAGUGCCAGCAAGCAGGGGACAUAUAUGCUACUGCCAGGAGAAUCCAUCCAGAGGAGCUGUAAUUUUACGGAAACAAAGCAGCUUAAACAGCGUUACGAUAGGCUGGGAUUUUCUGACUCUGCUGUCUGUAGUGAGCCACUGAGGAAGCAGUAGUAAUAGCAGACUUAGUUACACUGUACAUUGCAAGUAUUUGUGGGGAGUUUACUUUUUUAAGUUAACAUCUGCUUUAGUACUAUGAACAGAGCUGAAAAAACUGCUGUAUAUCAGUAAAUUAUUAGUUUUUACAGCAGCUACCCAAAAAGCAGAUGUAUGAUUUGAAAGCAAAAUUUAUGUUAGCAUAUAGUACGUUUAUUACUGGCUGUAAUUCUUUUUUGAAAAUCCAUUAUUUUGCAUUUUAGUGAACUAAAGAAGCAUGUCUGUAUUCACAGCAAUGGUAUUAGUUUAAACAUUUAGAAUUCAGUGAUUUUGAGAAAUCGCUGAAAACUAAAUUGGGUGUUUCUUUUAACUGCAAGAAACAUAUUGGAAGCACUGUCAUCUGAUUAGUUUGUGAAACUGACAAAAAAAAGGAAGUGCUCCAGAGUUUCAGUACAUUAACUUAUCUUGAGUGUUAGAAACUCAAACUACCAGAAAAGAUCAGCUCAAGUAAACAUGAAGUCAGAGAUGGCUGUUUUUGUUGCCUUGGUCUUCUUUUAUUGUGUUGAUAUGACCUUGUCACUGUCGACCUGUAAGACAUUUGACAUGGAGAUGGUGAAGAAGAAACGGAUUGAUGCCAUCAAGGGACAGAUACUAAGCAAGCUCAAACUAACUAGUCCUCCAGAAGUACAUGAUGACGGCAUACAAGUUCCUGAAUCAGUAAUGGCCCUUUAUAACAUCACUAGAGACAUGUUGCAGGAUACAGCAGGAACUAAAUCUGGAGAAGACAUAUCAUCAGUGGAAGAAUAUUAUGCUAAACAAAUUCACAAAUUUGAAAUGAUACCGGACAGCAGUGAUGUUCCAGAUCGCAAGGAGUUAUACAAAAUAAUCCAGUUUAACGUUACCGAAAUAAAAGCGAACAUAACCAGUGAGUCAUUGCUUCAUCAUGCAGAACUGAGAUUUCAGCAGCUUAAGUCAGAUUCUGAUGCCGUCACUGAACAAAGGGUAGAACUGUACCAGCUCUAUAAAGACAAGACUAAACAGCGUUACAUUGAAAGCCGAAUUUUGGUGCUAAAAGAUGUUGAUGAAUGGAUUUCAUUUGAUGUAACGCAAUAUGUUAAACAGUGGCUGAACAAUGACGUACUCCAGCCUGGUUUUAAGAUAAGUGCUCACUGCCCAUGUACCCCAGAUUCAAGCGACGUCAAACUUGAAGUCAAAUUUGCAGGUUUUGAUAAAAAACGGGGUGAUUUGGAAGGACUAUCUGCAGUAAAUACUAAAAAACCUUAUUUACUUAUCAUGUCCACUCCACCUGAAAGAGCAGAUCAUCUUCAAAGCUCAAGAAGGAAACGAGGCCUUGACAUUGGCUACUGCUUCGGAACUGAAGAGAAAAACUGUUGCGUGCGACCUUUGCAUAUAGAUUUUCGAAAAGAUCUUGGCUGGAAAUGGAUACAUGAACCUAAAGGGUACCAAGCAAACUUUUGCAUGGGGCCAUGUCCGUACAUAUGGAGUCCAGAUAACCAGCACACCAAGGUUUUGUCUCUCUAUAAUCAAAAUAACCCUGGUGCAUCUGCUUCUCCAUGCUGUGUACCCCAUGUUCUGGAACCCCUCACUAUCCUUUACUACGUUGGCCGGCAGCCCAAAGUAGAACAGCUUUCCAACAUGAUUGUCCAGUCCUGCAAAUGCAGUUGAGGAGCAAAGAGCUAAAGUAAAAAGACAGCUUUCUCCGGCUGAGGGUUGACAUGAGGAAGUAAAACAGAAAUGGACAGACUGAAAAACAAAAAAGUCUCUGGACUGAAGGUAUAUAACUCAUUAGAUGAGUUUGCAGGAAUUUUCCAUUUUUUCAUGGAAAUAUGUUAUGAACUUUCAUUUUUUUAAAGAAAAAAUUAUUUAAUUCAUACAUAAUUUGUGCCUUUGGACUGGGAAAUGCACUCUUAUUUAAAAACUGGAUAUCAUUGCUUUAAUUUAUGACUACAUAAGUGGAAUAAUGUUUUUCCUCAAAUGAAAGUCUAGUAGAAGGUUCACUGUUUUCUGCCUGCAGCUCUCAGGAAAUAAUUGAUCUCUUGGUAUCUGGGAAAAUGCAGAGCAUAAGUACUUUUCAGCAUUAUUUUCUGAAGCAAGGAACGACUUUGUUUAAAGAAGAGUGAAAACUUUCUUGUUGUAUUUCAGAAACUGUAGCUGUGCAGUUGGUGGUUAGUGGUAGCUUGGUUUGUCUCCUGAUGCUGUAAUUCUGUUACCAUAUUUAUUUAAUACGUAUCAUCUCAGAAGUGGCCAUGGUUCUCUUAGAAGAUACAUAUUUCCGAAGAUAUUGUAGUGCCUUUUAAAGGUGCAGAUGAUGAAACAUGAGGCAACACCUGGCUUCUUUCUGCAACUCCAUCUUAGGGAGGUUCCAAGGUUGUUAUGCAUCCCACAUUAAUCUGCAGCCUGAGCCCUGAAAACCUUCAGAUCUUGCAUAAAGGCCUGCUGCUACUCGUUAGAACAACAGACAGUGCACUAAUGUACAGGUCAACUAAGGCUGCAAGCUGGAACAGGAGAGCCUUUGAACUAUUGUCAGCUAUUUGUAUUUUUUUUAAUUCUUGUUAUAGGAGCAUCAUGUUUUUAUGUUUAUUGUAUUACUUAAUAUAAAACAUUGAAGAAAAAGGUAAUGUGUCUGCCGCUCUUUGUCCAUUUGAGCACUGAAGAAAGGAAAAUUGUACAGAAUGUUUAUAAAAUGUGCUUAGCUUUGGACUUCAAUCACCUCUUAUGUAGGAGCUAGAGUUUUGAACUAUGUUAAACAAUAGCUCAGUUUUAUAUUUUUUGUCUUGUGUGGUGUAACCACUUUAUACCAACUUUCUCAUUUUGAGAAUGUUAUUUAGAGUACUUGAUUAUAACUUCAUACAAAAACUUACACCACACAGCUGUAUGAUAUAACAGUCUUACUCUGGAGCCCAAACGAUUCUUGUUGAACCUGGACAUCUAAAGCCUAACAAAAUGAUUUCUUAGAAUAAAAAGACAGGAUAACGUGA
Molecule: messenger RNA, 3142 nt
Organism: Protopterus annectens (West African lungfish)
Lineage: Eukaryota; Metazoa; Chordata; Ceratodontiformes; Protopteridae
Gene: TGFB1
Product: transforming growth factor beta 1
Exons: 7
Coding region: 657-1829 (390 amino acids)
Biological process (GO): BMP signaling pathway; SMAD protein signal transduction; regulation of cell population proliferation
Cellular component (GO): extracellular region
Molecular function (GO): type III transforming growth factor beta receptor binding; type II transforming growth factor beta receptor binding; cytokine activity
Source: RefSeq, a predicted model, not a curated record